Messenger RNA from Juglans microcarpa x Juglans regia, 1534 nucleotides. RefSeq names its product cell division protein FtsZ homolog 1, chloroplastic-like. The record is from RefSeq and is a predicted model, not a curated record. Bases 54 to 1304 code for a protein of 416 amino acids. Gene Ontology annotation, molecular function: GTPase activity; GTP binding. Gene Ontology annotation, biological process: chloroplast fission; microtubule-based process; cell division. Gene Ontology annotation, cellular component: chloroplast; cell division site; cytoplasm. The transcript has 6 exons. Lineage: Eukaryota; Viridiplantae; Streptophyta; Magnoliopsida; Fagales; Juglandaceae.
UAAUUCUUAUACCCUAAAACCCCAUUUCACUCUGUCUCUCACUUCCUGUAGAAAUGGCAACGCUUCAGCUCGCAAACCCAAACGAGCUGAUCUCAACCUCUUACAUCCCCUCCCCAUUUAGCCUCAAGAGACUUCCUUUGGGAGAAUGCAUUCCUCAAAGAAGUACUACUUUCCGGAAACGACCCCAUUUUGGGGUUGUGAGCUGCUCCUUUGCCCCUGUGGAAUCGGCUAGGAUUAAGGUGGUCGGGGUCGGCGGGGGUGGCAACAAUGCCGUUAAUCGCAUGAUUGGCAGCGGUUUAAACGGUGUUGAUUUCUAUGCUAUAAACACGGAUUCACAAGCACUAUUAAAGUCUGCCGCCGAGAACCCACUUCAAAUAGGAGAGCUUUUGACACGUGGACUAGGUACUGGAGGGAAUCCACUUCUGGGGGAACAAGCUGCGGAGGAAUCAAAAGAAGCCAUUGCAAGUGCUCUUAAGGGGUCAGAUCUUGUGUUUAUAACUGCUGGUAUGGGUGGAGGAACUGGGUCUGGUGCUGCUCCAGUUGUUGCCCAAAUAUCCAAAGAGGCAGGUUAUUUGACUGUUGGUGUGGUUACCUACCCUUUCGGUUUUGAAGGACGUAAGAGAUCCUUGCAGGCAUUGGAGGCUAUUGAGAAGUUGCAAAAGAAUGUUGACACUCUGAUAGUCAUUCCCAACGACCGUCUCCUGGAUAUUGCUGAUGAGCAGACACCCCUCCAGGAUGCUUUCCUCCUUGCUGAUGAUGUUCUACGUCAAGGAGUGCAAGGAAUUUCGGACAUAAUCAUGAUACCUGGACUGGUAAAUGUUGAUUUUGCAGAUGUAAAAGCAGUCAUGAAAGACUCGGGAACUGCAAUGCUUGGAGUGGGGGUUUCCUCCAGCAAAAAUCGUGCAGAAGAAGCCGCUGAACAAGCUACUUUAGCUCCCCUGAUUGGAUCCUCAAUUCAGUCAGCUACAGGGGUAGUGUACAAUAUUACCGGAGGGAAGGACAUAACCCUGCAGGAAGUCAAUAGGGUGUCUCAGGUUGUGACGAGUUUGGCAGAUCCUUCUGCUAAUAUAAUAUUUGGAGCUGUGGUGGAUGACCGCUACAAUGGAGAGAUUCAUGUUACUAUAAUUGCCACAGGCUUCUCGCAGUCCUUUCAGAAGAUACUAUUAACAGACCCCAGGGCAGCAAAGAUGCCGGACCAAGUUGCGGGGGCCCAAGAAAGUAAGGGAAUGCCAUUCCCCCUCAAGUCCUCAACCUCGCCAUCAACCAUUCCAUCCAGACAAUCUCCGAGAAAGCUCUUCUUUUGAUUUCUGUUUUUUGGAACUCCUUUUGCCAUUUCGCUCUGUAAUGAUUAAGAAGUUGAGUGUGUGAGAAUGCCAUUUUCUUUGGAGUUCACUCGUAUUUAUGUAGGUAAUGUUCUUGGAGUGGAGUGUUCUUGUUCAUAUUUUCUGUUAGUCCUCAAUUGAAAUGGUCAAAACUAUCGACUGUAAUGUAAUAGAACCAGUCCUCAAUGGAAGUGAAUCCAUGUCGGUUGAAA